AUGGCCGCAGCCGACCAGAAAUCGUUUCUAGGGACAUUUUCCCCGUGGAGUACCCCGAGAAGUUCGACCCCUCAGCCCGACCGUUCACUAGGACCAGAUGUCCUGCACCGUUCGCAAGGAGAGGAUCACACAGUGACACAUAGGAAUAGGCUGAGCCAACGAAAUUACCCUUCCGACUGCCCUCCACUGAAAGUGAGAUGGUUCUACGCUGUCGAUUCCCCGAAACGAAAGCCUGUCUUGAGCGAUCAAAACAAGCCGGAUCAGAAACCACCGCCACCACCCAAGAAGUUUAUUCCGUUCUCGUUAAAGGAUUCGCAGGCAAUCGAAGCAGCCUUCCAGAGAUUAUCGGACGUCGACGACGCCCAGGGUCAUAGCCCAAGGCAGGAGUCGGCACAACAAGUGCCAACCAAGGUUCCCGUGAACGAGGACUAUCUUUUCGAUGUGGAUGUCGAACAGCGAGAGCUCGGCCCGGCUUAUUGGAUAGGCCCCGUUUAUGAAGUUCGUCGGGGAACCUGGUUUUUCCAGGACGGGUCUGGCUUGAGGCCAUGCGAAGAGAACCUGGCGACUCAGCUCGAGGAAGGAUAUCUGAAACUACGACCAUGGAGGACGGGUACAUCUGAUUCUAGGAGUUCCCAAUUGUCCACAUUGGACGAACAAGAUACUCAACCCAACCUCCAGGGAUUACAAGAUCCAGACUCACCCAGGUCUCAUGCUCAGCCCCAGAGUGGGAAUGGAUCGACUGCACCUCCAAUGGACCACCAGCAGUACCGACUGUUUGGGACAUACAUGAAUAGAAUUGUCGCCUACCAAGAUAAUUCCACAGCUUGGCUCACUACUGAUGACUUUAUGUCGCGGGUCAGUACCGCUGUAUAUCAGAAACUAGGCGGCGUCCCCGGCAACAAAGUAGUUCGCGGGCUAGUUGAACCUAGUCGUGCAAAGGAGUCCUCUGACUCGAAGGGGUCAGAACGAAAGCCUGCCGAGAAGAUAUCAAGCGUUACCGACUCUGAGACAUCCCCCGCAGAGACCAAGAGGCCGAACGAGCCACUUCCGGUGGAUUUACCUGCAUCUGAGAUCACGACUGAGUUACAAAGUGCAGAAAGGCGGCCAAAGUCGACAUUAGAGCGGCAAAUGUCGUCGCUUGCAGGAGAACUUCAAAACCCGGCCGAGUUGGAGGAGCAAGCCCGUAGACAGGAAGAGCAGGAGAUGGAGGAUUUGAGAGAAGUCGACAAUGACGAUCGAGAGCGAGAGGUUGAUCAUUUGAUCCUGGUGACUCAUGGCAUCGGUCAACGCCUUGGAUUGAGAUUGGAAAGUAUCAACUUUAUCCACGACGUGAACGUGCUACGGAAGACACUCAAGGGAGUGUACAAGGCCUCUCCAGAUCUCCAAGCCCUCAAUUCUGCUUUUGCGGACAGCAAUGGCAACUGUCGGGUUCAAGUACUCCCGGUAUGCUGGCGGCACCUCCUAGAUUUUCCUUAUCGAGGGGUUCGGCAAAAUCGAAAGGAGCUUGAUUUGACUGAUGCUGAUGCCCUUGAGGAUGAUGCCUAUCCUAGUCUGGCGGAUAUCACACUGGAAAGUGUCCCUGCCGUUCGGAAUCUCAUUUCUGACCUGGCGAUGGACGUUCUUCUAUACCAGAGCGGGUAUUGUGAACAUAUUUCCAAUAUCGUGAAACAAGAGUGCAACCGAAUUCUUCAACUCUACAAAGCGCGCAAUCCGUCUUUCCAGGGGACUGUUAGCCUCUGCGGCCAUUCCCUCGGCAGCGCAAUUUUGUUUGAUAUUCUAUGUCACCAGCCUGCUGAACCCGAUAUCGCAAAGGGGGAAGCAAGCCGGCGGCUCAGGAAAGCGAUGAUCUUUCGGACCAGCGAAAUCUCGGUCGAAAUGCUGAAAGGGAAGACUAUCGCUGGUUAUUCUCCUCUCCGUGCGAGAAACCGCAACAGUGCUCUGGAAGUCGAUAUUGACCCUACAAUACUGGGUUCCCUAAAAGCUUCCAAAAGAGACUCACGUGGCAGCACCAGGGGUGACAUAGGUGACAACUCAGCCAUCAUCUCAGCCCCAAAAUGCCGCGACAUUUACAAUAUUUUUCAUCCCUCGGACCCGGUAAGUUAUCGACUGGAGCCUCUCAUUUCCCCUGCAAUGGCAAGCUUGAAGCCCCAACCCUUGCCUUCAGUCAAAAGAAGCCUGUGGGCGGCUUCAGGACAAAGCCUCUCCAUCCUCGGAACUCGCAUGGGCCAGAGUGUGGGUUCGCUGUGGAGUAAUUUUACAUCCGGCGUGGCGAGCAGCUUGCUGAACCGUAGCCUGGGCUUGAAUGCCGAAGAAGUCCCAUCAGUCCCUGAGAGGAAACCAACGGAUGCAUCCAAUGGGCAUAAACGCACUCAGUCCGGCUCGCUUCAAGAUGCACCACGGGACUCUGAAGAUCAUUUCCCAAUUCUGAUUGACCCCGAUAUCGAGACACUUUACGAUGGGUUCCAAAGGAACAGGAACGUCCACAGGAAAGAUCAUGCUCGCUCCUCGGAGGCUGAGCCCGACAUGGACGCCGAAGACCAGGAGCGGAAAAUGAAGUUUGAAGACGCCAAGGUGCGUUCCCUAAACUCCAAUGGUCGUGUUGACUACAACAUACAGGAGUAA
Molecule: messenger RNA, 2622 nt
Organism: Penicillium atrosanguineum
Lineage: Eukaryota; Fungi; Ascomycota; Eurotiomycetes; Eurotiales; Aspergillaceae
Product: DDHD family phospholipase
Exons: 3
Coding region: 1-2622 (873 amino acids)
Cellular component (GO): cytoplasm
Molecular function (GO): metal ion binding; glycerophospholipase activity
Source: RefSeq, a predicted model, not a curated record